ACGUAUACUCUUUUUUUUGAAUACAAAAAAAGCAACAAUCAAUGCUCUACUUUGGCCAUUAAAAACCACAAAUAAUAAAAGAAGAAGAAGAAGAAGAAGAAGAAGAGCCCCUCUCCACCUCCACCAAUACACAUUGUUUCCAUAAUUCAAAGAAACCAAAACCAAUUACACAACACAAAACUUCCCAUUUUUGGAUUAACUCAUGAAUUCCUCUCUCUCUCUUUCAAUCCUUCUCAUCUUUGUUUCCAUCCUUUUGAUCCCUUCUUUGGCUUCUGGGCUUCACAAUGCACCCAGAUCAGGUGGGGGAGGAGGAGGAGGAGGAGAAGAUCAUGUUGUUGUACCAUUGAGGAGAUCUGUUGUUGGGGCUUCUGAGGGGAACACAUCUUUCGUUUUGGCCGCGGAGAGGACGCAGAGGAAGGACCCUUUGAAUGGAUUCAGAGAUUACACUGGGGGUUGGAAUAUAAGCAAUCAGCAUUAUUGGACUUCUGUCAGUUUUACUGCCGCCCCGCUCUUUGCCGUCGCCGCGGUUUGGUUUAUCGGCUUCGGACUAGUCUUAUUCUUCGUCUGUUGCUGUUUCUGCUGCUGCCCGGGCCGGAGUUACUCGUACUCUCGCGCAGCCUAUGCCCUCUCUCUUAUGCUCCUCAUUCUCUUCACAGCUGCUGCAGUCAUUGGGUGCAUUGUUUUGUACAAUGGUCAGGGCAAAUUUCAUGACACCACAUCAUCCACAUUGAACUACGUAAUCGGACAGGCGGACAUCACGGUUGCCAACCUUAGGAAUUUCUCCAGCUAUCUGGCGACCGCCAAGACCUCCGGCGUGCGCCAGAUUUUUCUUCCUUCUACUGUCCAGACUAAGAUCGACGAGGUCGUGGUGAAGGUUAAUGCUUCUGCGAAUGAGCUCGCUUCUCGCACGUCGAACAAUUCCGGCAAAUUCCAGAAUGGAUUGGAUACCGUGCGAUUGGCUUUGAUUAUUGUUGCAGCUGUGAUGCUCCUCCUAUCAUUUCUCGGAUUUCUGCUUUCCAUACUUGGACUACAAUGCCUUGUUUACAUUUUAGUGCUUCUCGGAUGGAUUCUAAUCGCGGGGACACUCAUCUUGUGUGGCAUUUUUCUCCUUUUGCAUAAUGUUGUGGCGGAUGCGUGCGUCGCGAUGGACGAAUGGGUCCUUCACCCCCACGAACAUACCGCACUCGACGAUAUCCUUCCCUGUGUCGAUGCUGCCACCAUGAAUGAGUCGCUAAACCAAAGCAAGCAAGUCGCCUACAGUCUCAUAAGCGUCGUAAAUAACGUAAUCACGAACAUCUCCAAUGUCGACUACCCACCUCAACUCGCCCCGCUCUACUACAACCAAUCCGGACCGCCAGUGCCUGUGCUCUGCAAUCCGUAUAUGCCGGAUAUGAGCAGCCGCACGUGUGCCGCUGGGGAGGUCGGCUUCGACAGUGCGCCACAGGCAUGGCGGAGCUACGUAUGCAGCGCAUCAGUCGUCUCCGGAUCUGAAACCUGCAGCAGCGUGGGCCGCCUCACUCCGACGCUAUACAACCAAAUGACGGGAGUGGCAAACGUGAGCUACGGUUUGCACCACUACGGGCCGAUCUUUGCAGAUUUAGCCAAUUGUAAGUUCGUGCGGGAGGCGUUCAGAUCGAUAAGCGAGAACAACUGCCCGGGCUUAGGCCGGUACAGCAGCCAAGUUUACGUAGGACUGGUGAUCGUCUCGGCUGCAGUGAUGCUUUCUCUGAUCCUUUGGGUCGUCUACGGGCGAGAGAGGCGGCAUCGGAAGCACAGCAAGCAGCAGCAGUUCAUCGCGCGAUCGGACCAGCAUUUUGUUCAAGAGAAACCACUGCUAAGAAGUCCAAGGUGAUAGAUACGCACCAUCUUUGUAGUUCUUUUCCUAUUUGAUGCCGAUCACGAGUUAGUAGUCUAUUAAUAAGAAUAUACUAGUGUCUGACA
Molecule: messenger RNA, 1941 nt
Organism: Ananas comosus (pineapple)
Lineage: Eukaryota; Viridiplantae; Streptophyta; Magnoliopsida; Poales; Bromeliaceae
Product: transmembrane protein DDB_G0292058-like
Exons: 9
Coding region: 203-1852 (549 amino acids)
Cellular component (GO): plasma membrane; plasmodesma
Source: RefSeq, a predicted model, not a curated record